Molecule: messenger RNA, 228 nt
Organism: Purpureocillium lilacinum
Lineage: Eukaryota; Fungi; Ascomycota; Sordariomycetes; Hypocreales; Ophiocordycipitaceae
Source: RefSeq, a predicted model, not a curated record
AUGACACCGGCUGCCUCAUUGGCAUUGUGCUCCGACUGUGGAAAGGCUCCGCAUGGGACCGUUGGCUGGUCAAUAGCGCACUUCCUGCCUCUGGGGUUCGACCGAGCGGCGGUCCUCAACUUUGGCAGUCAUAGGUCUCAACGGAUACGCCAGGGACGUCGGCAACGAGGAGUAGUUUCUGGCAUCAGCGCAUACGCUCCGGCUGUGGAUGAGAACUUCUCUAGGUAA